Molecule: messenger RNA, 2025 nt
Organism: Cucurbitaria berberidis CBS 394.84
Lineage: Eukaryota; Fungi; Ascomycota; Dothideomycetes; Pleosporales; Cucurbitariaceae
Product: heat shock protein 70
Exons: 4
Coding region: 1-2025 (674 amino acids)
Biological process (GO): protein refolding; endoplasmic reticulum unfolded protein response; cellular response to unfolded protein
Cellular component (GO): cytoplasm; membrane; nucleus
Molecular function (GO): heat shock protein binding; misfolded protein binding; ATP binding
Source: RefSeq, a predicted model, not a curated record
AUGGCGCGAAGCUCGCGGACCGCCAGCAAGCGGUCGACAUGGUCGAUCGCUUUCUACCUCCUCCUCGUCCUUGUCGGCGGUUUGAUGCUGGCCAAAACAGCACACGCUGACGAGCAGGAGCCCAUCAAGGGAGACAGCAAUGCUGUCACCGGCCCCGUCAUUGGUAUCGAUUUGGGAACGACCUACUCCUGUGUGGGUAUCAUGAAGAACGGAAAAGUUGAAAUCAUGGUCAACGACCAAGGUAACCGUAUUACUCCUUCCUGGGUAGCAUUCACGGACGAAGAGCGUCUUGUUGGAGACGCCGCAAAGAACCAGUUCGCCAGCAACCCCCACCGGACCAUUUUCGAUAUUAAACGUCUUAUCGGCCUCAAGUUCAAGGACAAGUCCGUCCAGAACGAUCUCAAGCACUUCCCCUUCAAGGUCGUCAACAAGAAUGGCCAGCCCCACGUCAGCGUCGAGGUACACAAGGAGGAGACCACCUUCACACCUGAGGAAAUUUCGGCCAUGGUUCUUGGCAAGAUGAAGGAGGUCGCUGAGAGCUAUCUCGGCGAGCCGGUCAAGAACGCUGUUGUUACCGUUCCCGCCUACUUCAACGACGCUCAGCGCGCUGCCACCAAGGACGCCGGAACCAUCGCCGGUCUGAACGUUCUCCGUGUUGUAAACGAACCUACCGCAGCCGCUCUGGCCUACGGCCUCGACAAGACGGACCAGAAAGAACGCCAGGUUCUUGUCUACGAUCUCGGUGGUGGUACCUUUGAUGUCUCCAUCCUCACCAUCGAGGAGGGCGUUUUCGAGGUCCAAUCUACUGCCGGUGAUACUCACCUCGGCGGUGAAGAUUUCGACAAUCGUAUUAUCAACCACUUCACUAAGAAGUACAACAAGGACAAUGGCGUCGACAUCACAAAGGAUGCUAAGACCAUGGGUAAGCUGAAGCGCGAGGUGGAGAAGGCCAAGCGCACUCUCUCGUCCCAGAAGACCACCAAGAUCGAGAUUGAGUCUUUCCACAAGGGCAAGGAUUUCUCCGAGACUCUGACCCGCGCCAAGUUUGAGGAGCUCAACAACGACCUUUUCAAGAAGACGCUCAAGCCUGUUGAGCAGGUUCUCAAGGACGCCAAGCUGAAGAAGAGCGACAUCGAUGACAUUGUUCUCGUCGGUGGUUCCACUCGUAUCCCCAAGGUUCAAGCCAUGCUCGAGGAGUUCUUCGGAAAGAAGGCCCGCAAGGACGUCAACCCCGAUGAGGCUGUCGCUUUCGGCGCUGCUGUUCAGGGUGGUGUCCUCGCUGGUGAUGCCGCUACGGAUUCCAUCAUUCUCAUGGAUGUCAACCCGUUGACUCUCGGUAUCGAGACCACUGGUGGCGUCAUGACCCACCUCAUCAAGCGUGGUACCACUAUCCCUACCAAGAAGAGCCAGAUCUUCUCGACCGCUGCGGACAACCAGCCCGUGGUCCUGAUCCAGGUCUUCGAGGGUGAACGCUCCAUGACCAAGGACAACAACCAGCUCGGAAAGUUCGAGCUCACCAACAUCCCCCCUGCGCCCCGUGGUGUCCCCCAGAUUGAGGUCACUUUCGAGCUCGAUGCCAACGGUAUCCUCAAGGUCUCCGCUGUCGACAAGGGCACUGGAAAGGCUGAGAGCAUCACCAUCACCAACGACAAGGGCCGCCUCAGCACCGAAGACAUUGAGCGCAUGGUUGAGGAGGCUGAGAAGUACGCCGAGGAAGACAAGGCUACCCGUGAGCGCAUUGAGUCCCGCAACAAGCUCGAGAACUACGCCUACAGCCUCAAGAACCAGGUCAACGACAAAGAGGGUCUCGGUGGCAAGAUUGAGGACGACGACAAGGAGUCCCUCCUUGAGGCCGUCAAGGAGACUCAGGACUGGCUCGACUCCAACGCCGCUGAGGCUGCCGCCGAGGACUUUGACGAGCAGUUCCAGAAGUUGUCUGAUGUCGCCUACCCCAUCACUUCCAAGCUUUACGGCUCGGCUGGUGGCGCUGGUGGUGACGAUGAGCCUGACCACGACGAGUUGUAG